CCAAACAUCACCCUCAACAAUAGACAAUCAAUCCCACCAACACACUAUAUAUAGCUACAUCUCACUAAUCACUAAUCAAACAACAACAAUGGCAUCCAUAGUAUGCUUCUUGCACCCACACCAGCCACUCUCCACCCCAAUUAGAAUCAUAUCACCACGCCAACUUUCAAUGAAACCCCACCCCCUAGUCGUCUGCCAGGCGGCCACCCACGAACCAGUGUCUCGUCGGUUGGCUCUAACUGUUCUAAUCGGUGCUGCUGCUGUUGGUACCAAAGUUUCACCCGCAGAUGCAGCGUAUGGUCAACCUGCAAAUGUUUUUGGUAAACCGAAGAAGAACACGGAUUUUAUGACGUACAACGGGGACGGAUUCAAGCUGUCGAUACCAGCAAAGUGGAACCCGAGCAAGGAGGUAGAGUACCCUGGUCAGGUGCUCAGAUAUGAAGACAACUUCGAUACGACAAGUAAUCUCGCGGUCAUCGUCACCCCUACGAACAAGAAAUCCAUCACUGAUUAUGGUGCCCCGGAGGAGUUCCUAUCCCAGGUGAAUUAUUUGUUAGGGAAGCAAGCUUUCUUUGGCAAAACAGCUUCUGAGGGAGGGUUUGAAGAAGAUACGGUUGCAACGGCUAACCUAUUAGAAGCUUCAACUCCAGUGGUCGACGGGAAGCAAUACUACUACUUGUCGGUGUUGACUAGAACAGCCGAUGGAGACGAGGGCGGUAAGCAUCAAUUGAUCACUGCGACAGUGUCGGACGGUAAACUGUAUAUAUGCAAGGCACAGGCUGGUGACAAAAGAUGGUUUAAAGGAGCCAGGAAAUUUGUUGAGACAGCAGCAUCUUCCUUCAAUGUAGCAUGAUGUAACGUUUGUAAAAUUAGCUUGUAAAAAUUUCCAUCUUUUGUAUUUUAUAACAUAGGUUUUUGUUUAAA
Molecule: messenger RNA, 924 nt
Organism: Helianthus annuus (common sunflower)
Lineage: Eukaryota; Viridiplantae; Streptophyta; Magnoliopsida; Asterales; Asteraceae
Product: oxygen-evolving enhancer protein 2, chloroplastic
Exons: 4
Coding region: 89-853 (254 amino acids)
Biological process (GO): photosynthesis
Cellular component (GO): extrinsic component of membrane; photosystem II oxygen evolving complex; photosystem II
Molecular function (GO): calcium ion binding
Source: RefSeq, a predicted model, not a curated record